AUGGCGAUGCCUGCAGAAUCUGACAGUACCGGUGCGCAGAGCAGCACUCAUGAAAAAGGCUUCAGCGCACCGGAUCGCAAUGGUUAUGUGAAAACAUGUGUCAUCCCACUGUGCCGUGACCGAGAUUACGAGUCGUGGGUGAGGCUAAUGUUCACAACAAUAUGGAGUUCCCAGAGACUCCGGAGUGCGGUGUGUGUGGGGUCGCUUUCGGUUUUUCUCGCUCUGCUGGUCAAAUGUGCAGACUGGAAAGCUGAAGCCAGCAGCAGCGCUGACAACAGUCUCUCGCAUUCAUCGUCUCCCCUUCACUUCGUUUCAGGCUGCGCGGCUGAGCUGUUGCAAACUUGCUGGAGUGUUGUUUCCCCGUUGUUUACCCUCGUAUGUGCCUUCUUUUGGGUCGGUGUCUACUUAAUCCGCUGCGGAGUUCUAAUCCAGACCGCCCUCUCCCUCCUAACCUUGUGCCACCUGGGCGAAGCAGCGGCGUGGUCUCUCCUAGACGGGACAGAUGAGCAGCUGUUUUCAUUCACGACAGCAGCCGUGGUCGUGCUCAUCUGCGUGGCCACCGGUGCACUCAUGGUAGCACGGCUGAAUCAGGGCAUAUCUGUGAUCGUUUUCAUAAGUCUAGUCAGGACUAUCUCACUCUUUUCGCUGCAAAAAGUACGGGCCACUUGGAGACCGUACGUAGCAUACCUGGUUGGAGUGCUGGGCAUCCUGCUGGCGAGGUAUGCUGACAAGCUCCUUCCCAACCAAGGGAGACACAAGGAGGGCUGCACCCCCGUGACUGGAGCCAGGGAAGAGAUCCCUGUAUUUAAAAGGCGCAGGAGGUCCAGUUCUGUGAUAGCCUCAGACAUGGCACACAGUCAGUCCAACAGUAAGUCACAUCGCCGGACCUCUCUGCCAUGCAUCCAGAGGGACCAGAUGCUCCCCCGCUCGGACUGGGACCACAAGAGAGGCUCCCGAGGAUCACAGUCAUCCGGCACUACUGUCAUGGUGGACAUAGCAGUGAUGGGAGAGGCCCACGGACUGAUCACAGACCUGCUGGCUGAUCCCUCUCUGCCCCCAAACACCUGCACCUCACUGCGGGCCGUCAGCAACUUGCUAACCACCCAGCUCACCUUCCAGCCGCUGCACCGGCUUCGCCCUGUUCCCCUGCUCAACCCCAGUGAUGCCUACACCUUCUCCGACUCAGAGGAGGGACCAGAUAAAGGAGAGAAGACUUCCAUCCAUAAGCGUAUUAGGCGGAGUCUCCACCCUGGUCUUCUGAGGAGGAUCUCUUCCACGUGGACCACCACCACCUCCGCCACAGGCCUCCCGUCCAUCGAGCCUGGACCCGUCCGAAGGGACCGCAGCGGCAGCAUAAAACCCUACCAUGAAGCACUCACCUGCAGUUGUGGGAGACCAUACAUCAGACUGAGCCAUGGGGAGGGUUCUAUAGACAAGGGAGACAGGAUACCACGGUCAGCAGAGGACCAAGUGAUGGUGUCAUCAGACUAUGACAGCACCCACGAAGCCAACCACAGUGACAGCAGUGAUGUAGCACAUACAGAGGAGGACACAGAGGAAGGAAAAAACCCUGCUCAAAAUGUCAUUCUCCACCCACUAAUACCUCCUGAGGACAAACCAAUUCUGGCUCCAGAGCCGUUAGUAAUGGAGGACUUGCAGCCAUUGAUGAGUCAGCUAAAUAAUUGGAACUUCCCCAUCUUCAGUUUGAUGGAGAAGACCAAUGGGAAAUGUGGACGAAUACUCAGUCAGGUCUCCUACAGGCUCUUCGAAGACACCGGCUUGUUUGCGACCUUCAAGAUCCCUGUAAAUGAAUUCAUGAACUACUUCCAUGCCCUUGAGAAUGGUUACAGAGACAUACCAUAUCACAACAGGGUCCAUGCCACAGAUGUGCUCCAUGCAGUCUGGUACCUCACUACGCAGGCUGUGCCCGGCCUGCCCAGCCUCAUUACGGACCACGGCUCUGCCAGUGACUCAGACUCCGACAGUGGAAUAACACACAGUCAUAUGGGCUUCCUGGUUUCAAAGACCUACACUGUGUCAGAAGAUGGUUACGGCUGCCUGUCAGGCCUCAUACCUGCUCUGGAGCUCAUGGCCCUUUAUGUGGCUGCCGCAAUGCAUGACUAUGACCACCCUGGGCGGACCAAUGCUUUCCUCGUGGCCACCAGCGCCCCACAGGCAGUGCUCUACAAUGAUCGAUCUGUUCUGGAAAACCACCACGCUGCCUCAGCCUGGAACCUCUUCAUGUCACGGCCAGAGUACAACUUCCUCGUCAACCUGGACCACGGAGAGUUCAAGCGUUUCCGUUUCCUGGUCAUUGAGGCCAUAUUGGCCACUGAUCUGAAGAAGCAUUUUGACUUCCUGGCUGAGUUCAAUGCCAAGGUGGGAGAUGAUCCAUCCACAGGUAUUGACUGGUCUAACGAGAAUGACAGGUUGCUGGUCUGCCAAAUGUGCAUUAAACUGGCUGACAUCAAUGGGCCUCUGAAGUGCAAGGACCUGCACCUGCAGUGGACAGAGGGCAUUGUCAACGAAUUCUAUGAACAGGGCGAUGAGGAGUCCAGCCAGGGCCUUCCCAUCAGCCCCUUCAUGGACCGAGCGGCACCACAGUUGGCCAAACUCCAGGAAUCGUUCAUAACACACAUCGUGGGACCGCUGUGCAACUCCUACGACUCAGCCAGCCUCAUUCCUGGACGAUGGGUGGAACCCAACCCAGAGGGAGAGGAUCCAGAGAUAACGGAGAAUGAGGAGGAGGAGGAGGAGGAGGAUGAGGAUGAGGAUACUGCAGAAGAAGAUGCAUCCACCAGCUCCGAGGCAUCACAGAAAGCAAGUUCUAAGAAGAGAAGGAAAGUCUUCUGCCAGAUCACCCACCACCUGAUGGAGAACCACGAGAUGUGGAAGAAGGUGAUUGCAGAGGAGGAGCAGAAACAGGGCCAAGGAGCAGAAUCUGUCCAUUUAAACAAUGUAGCUGAGCCAAUCCUCGCUAUUCAUGAGGAGGAAGAGGAGCCAGGCAGCAGAGAGGAGUUAGUAGAAGGAGAGGAUCCAGAGGAGGGAGUGGAGGAACCAGAGUGGCCCGUGUCUCUGCAGGAGGACUCUAAAACGCCAGAGGAACCAGCGGACGGGGACCAACAGUGAAACAGCUCAUUGGGAAAUAUGGCAGUCAGGGCAAGGAUGUGAAAAAGUAUUUCUUGUUUCAACUGACUCCUGUUUUUGCCAGCACAUCACUUAGACACAACACUGUAGAAGUUUGGGAAAUGUGUGCCUAUACAGAAAAAAAACAGGGUGGGAAAAUUUGUGCUUUACACAUUUUAUCUGAAUAUCUGGUUUCACCAAACGUUUAAAGGAGCUUUCCAUAUUGCAAUACAGGAUUAUUUGUGUACUUUGGGAUACAGACUCUUUUGCUACUGUCAAGAGAAGAGGAAGACUGCUUGCACAGACCUCAACCCAAUGUGGUAACACAGGACUGCAGACAUUUGCUGCCAAUUUAUACAUAAUUAUUUUCUGAAUGCAAUUAUAUAUAGACAUCACAGUUACUUGUACUUGUGUUUCAAUUUAAGCAAGAGUUUUUGAGGUCUCACAUGGGCCAUAAUAUGUUUUCUUUUUCUAUAUAUGGAUUAUAAAGGGAGUCAAUCAAAUGAGGAACAUUGGCAAAUCUUUAUUCCUUUCAACUUUUGCCAAAAUAAAUCACUCACACUUAGGCUUUAGCAUAUGAAAUUAAAUAUGUUUUUGUUUUACAUUUGUUGCCAAAUUAAGUAAUUUAUAUCUUUUAGAUAUAGUCGUAUUACUUUAAGGAAGGAGACGCGAGGCUCCUUACACUCUGUAUUUGCGUGUGUGUGUGUGUGUGUGUGUGUGUGUGUGUGUGUGUGUGUGUGUGUGUGUGUGUGUGUGUGUGUGUGUGCAUGUUUAAAUUAACAAUUCUUCUUCAGAGGACAUAGAUAGAUUCAGUAGAUUUAUUUAUGCCAUCUCUGUUCCUCAGCCCCAAGAUAACAAUAGUGGUCAUUACAGGGUUCACUGUCCCAAAUGUUGUAGUCCAGAGUCCUGCACUUACAAAGCAACAGAGGGUUGUUAAAGGGUUGAAAAUAUAAGUAAAUAAAAAACAACAAAACAGGUAACCCUGCAUUUAUAAAACAUAAAGAACCAGAAAGCAUAAUCUAUUCAACAAAAGUCCAUAAAAUAAAUAAAAUGUCAAAUCCUACAAAGGUCGUUGAAAAUGGCCAUAGGUGCACAAACUAAUAUACUUUCCUGUGUCUUUUCUUUGCAAUGUUUGACUCUCUGACUAUGUAUUUGGACUCACUGGUCCUCAUGUAAAAACCUGCAAAUGAUGCUGACCGUUAACCCUCAGGAAAACCUUAACUGUAGAAAUUUAAAGUAAACAUCUGUAUCACCUGUGAGGACAGUAAGUUACAAAUAUGCAGGGAUAGUAAGCUAGUUUAGAAUAUGUUCAUAAAAGGCUGACGUUUAUGUCACAACGCCCCACUUCUGCUUGGACUAUUAUAACAUCUUUGCAGAUGAACACAGUGAUUCUGUCUGAACUCUUCUCCUGACACCUCAGGGAGACAUUCAUUCUCUCAGUUCAGAGCAGUCAGGACUCCAGAGUGCAUCAGUUGGACUUCUUCUAAAAGUUAUCUUUUUACAACAAUGACAUAAAAACAUUGUUUCUAAAACUUGUAAAUGGAAUUUAACAUAAUGUAAUAACAUUACUGCACAAAGCUUGAAGUCAUAGCCCCCUACUUUAAACUUAGACAUGAGAUAUACCAAUUACAUAACCAACUGCGCAGUAGCUUGAGUAGGAUGCAAAAUGUCGCCGAAGAAUAUUCCACUUUUCUUUAAUAAUUCACAUUUGCAUAGAAAAAAUGUUUGAGAGACCAUAAGUAGAUCUUGAGUUGAAUAAGUAAAGUGUUGAGUUGGUGGAUCAACUUUCUGUCACACUCGAGUGCAGUGAGGCAAUAAGUAAUUAAUUAUCAACUGCUACUCUUGUCAAAUUCUCCUAGUUCUCAUGACCUACAUGCACACCUGAAUAUAUUAUGCACUGGUAUCUCAUCUCAUACUGUACAUUUCUUUAUAUAGAGAUAGAGAUAGAGCUUUCCUGUGAUUGAAAUAACAUUGGGUGUAGAACAUCAUGUCCUUGUAUCCCUGUAGAUCAUGCAUUAACGUACUCUAUUAUCACCCAAUGUUCCUGGCUGUGGUGAAUAGCGCACUACAUCCAUAAUGGCCUGUUAACUGCUGCCCUGAUACAGUGUGGAGGGGGGGGGGGGGGAUGAGGAACUCAGGAACUGCAGCUUAGGCAAGUUGACCCACUGAUUAGAAUGGCAUUAGACAGAGAAUCGUUUAUAUCAGACCAAACUUGUUAGCAGUCGCUGAAUCAGAACCUUUUUGUUUUCCAGCCUCUAAUGAUCAUAUGUAGCCUCACUCAUUGUAUCUUAUAAACAAAAUGCCUGCUGUCUUCUGUAUGCUGCCUGCAAUUCAUCCCUAAUGAGCUAUAAUCCUCAUUACAGACACAAUGAAUACAUUUUGUUUGGCAUUUUGAAAAACCUGAUGAGAUAUCACCAAUGUUAUACAGGCAAGCGAUUUCAUUUAACACAGACAUCUUAGAUAAAGACAACGACAACACUUUCUUUCUAUCAUUCAUUGGGAUGAUGUAACUUCCACUUCUAGUUUCUAUGUCAAACCUCCAGGUUGUUCAACUAUAUAAUUACAUCAACUCAAACUCUCCAAAGCUCCUGCUUUGUGAAUGUAUGAAUACAGAAUACAGUGUGUGAAAGAGCAAGAUAGUGUGUUUGCGUUUGUGUCUAUUUGAGUUCUGGCAUUGGCCUCUCUAAUGUGACUCCUGUAUCAUCAUUAACUUUUGAGUAAAGGAUACUUUUACUCACAAGUAGAGGUGGUGAAAUAAUAAUGAGUAAAGUGAUGCAGUUAGUAGUUUUUCUCAGAUGAAAUUGUUAUUCGCAGAAGGUCCUAUAGCAUAUUUCUCCUUGUGCUUCCUCUUUGAUCUGCCAAGUGCUUAGCGUGCAGAUCAGAGAUCCUCACUGGCAACAGUAGUUUAAACAACAGUAGCAUUCAUCACACGUCUCUCAUCUUUAAAGACGAUGGAUUCUGUCCACUGUGUUAGUUUGUUGGUGAUCUUUAAAAAAGAAGACGUUUUUUUUAGAGUGGACUAUGUAUGCAUUUUGCCCCCAGUCACAUCAGUCUUAAGUCAAUACUUGCAUUUGAGCUGAUACAGUAUAUCAGUUUUGAUAGUGUAUUUUUUUAUGUCUUAAUUGGUUUUAUUUGAUUGUCAUACUUAUUCACACAUGUAGCAUAAAUGUAACCAUGGGAACCAAACAAGCUUUACAAUUAUGUAAAAGAAAAAAAAUUGAGACGAGUAUUUUUAUAUAGUUGACACAUGAUUAAAUAUUUGCUUUCUUCUCACUAGUACCUUGCACUUACCACAUGUACUAAUACUUACACAAGGAAGAAUAUGUCCAAAUACACAGUAUUUGUGAACGUAAAAUAAUUGAUUUUCUUGCAGGUUGAUGCUCCAUUUUGUACAAUAUACAUAUAUGCUGUACAGUAAAGAAAUUUUAAAACUACAAAAACUCUUUUAGAUAUACAUUAUUUAUUUUUACCAUUUUGUAAUUUAGACACUAUACUGUAGCUUCAAUAUUGCCAGACUUACUGGAAGUGCCUAUAUUGGUAUUAUGUAUCAUACAGUGAAUAUAUUUGAAGAUCAUUAGAAGUUGUCACAAACUGAACCAUGUGGAUGUUGUAAUGUGAAUACAUUGAAUUACAAGACUAUAAUUUCUGUGGUA
This is a messenger RNA of Cottoperca gobio, 6779 nucleotides long. Its product is annotated as cGMP-inhibited 3',5'-cyclic phosphodiesterase A-like. The record is from RefSeq and is a predicted model, not a curated record. Gene Ontology annotation, molecular function: 3',5'-cyclic-nucleotide phosphodiesterase activity. Gene Ontology annotation, biological process: signal transduction. The transcript has 14 exons. Lineage: Eukaryota; Metazoa; Chordata; Actinopteri; Perciformes; Bovichtidae. The coding region runs from base 1 to 3129 and encodes 1042 amino acids.